CAAUAUGGCUGGCACUGAAGACGAAGUGUUGAGAGAAGCGUUUAUGGUUAAGAGGUCUCAAAACAAGAAAAUAUUUACUCCAGUGAACUACAAAGAACGAUGGUUUGUCCUCACUCGCCAAGUACUGAUUUACUAUGACUCAGAUGGCCCAAAACGGAAAGAACGUGGUCGCAUCUCAACAUAUAUGAUACACACAGUGGAACAGGCCCAGCUCGGAGAACUCAACAAGCAAGUCCCGGAAGGUGAUAACGAGAAAACGCCAGGAUAUAGAUAUCCCUUUCAGGUGGGUUACACGGAGCAGAAUUCUGACUAUACACUGUACCUGGCAGCACGCGAGCACUCUGAGCGUUUGAGCUGGAUACAUGAUAUUAGAACUGUGUGUAUAUCGAACACACGGCGUGCCCGAUAUCAUCCAGCUGUCUGGUCUGCUCGUCGUUGGUCGUGCUGUGACGCGGAGCGCCGGUCCGCCCCGGGCUGCGCCCUCACAGCGGUUUGGCCGCUGCCGGAGCCCGAUUUGCAAUUGAUAUUGCACGAACCAAGUAGUCUUACUCCAUCGGUCACGGCGGCUGUCACGAUGCCCGGAGGAGGGAGUGGACCUCCUGGGACACCAUCAGCUAAACCCAAAGAAAAGCGGACCAAAGUCGUCGUAGCUCUGUACCCCUUUAAGGCAAUUGAAAGUGGAGACCUGUCUUUGGAAAAGGGUGCAGAGUAUGAAGUUAUAGACGAUUCGCAAGAGCAUUGGUGGAAAGUGAAAGAUGAAAAUGGGUCCGUCGGAUAUAUUCCAAGUAAUUAUGUUAAGGAAAAGGAAACAAUAGGAUUGCAAAAAUACGAAUGGUACGUUGGUGAAAUGUCACGACAGCGAGCUGAAUCUCUCCUCAAGCAAGAAGAUAAGGAAGGAUGUUUUGUUGUACGCAACUCCUCUACCAAGGGAAUGUACACGCUUUCACUAUAUACCAAAGUCACUCACCCCCAAACCAAACAUUACCACAUAAAGCACAACGGACGGGGCGAAUUCUACCUCUCGGAUAAGCAUUGCUGUCCAACAAUUCCGGACCUGAUCAACUACCACAGGCAUAAUAGUGGUGGACUAUGUUCGCGACUCAAGGCCACGCCCUGCGAUCGCCCCGCCCCGCCCACGGCUGGAUUGUCGCACGAUAAAUGGGAGAUAGAUCCUUCGGAAUUAGUAUUAUUAGAAGAGUUAGGGGCCGGUCAAUUCGGCGUUGUGCGUCGCGGCAAGUGGCGUGGGAGAAUUGACACUGCUGUCAAGAUGAUGAAGGAGGGCACGAUGUCUGAAGACGACUUCAUUGAUGAGGCCAAGGUUAUGACCAAACUCCAGCACCAGAACUUAGUACAGCUGUACGGUGUGUGUUCAAAGCACAGACCGAUAUACAUAGUAACUGAAUAUAUGCGACAUGGCUCGUUGUUCAACUACCUGCGACGCACAUCUCCAGACCAGCUCGGCCCUGCUGUCCUGCUCGAUAUGUGUAUACAGGUGUGCAAAGGUAUGUCGUACUUAGAGAGGCAUAACUACAUUCAUCGGGAUUUGGCCGCGAGGAACUGUUUGGUUGGAGAUGAAAAUGUUGUCAAAGUAGCAGAUUUUGGCCUGGCUCGGUAUGUUCUUGAUGACCAGUACACGAGUUCUGGCGGCACCAAGUUCCCAAUAAAAUGGGCACCGCCUGAAGUUCUCAACUAUACGAGAUUCUCUUCUAAAUCCGAUGUUUGGGCGUUUGGAGUGCUGAUGUGGGAAGUCUUCACGUGCGGCAAAGUGCCGUAUGGACGGAUGAAGAACUCGGAAGUGGUAGAAAUGGUUCAGAGGGGACAAGUGCUGGAGAAGCCCAAGGGAUGUUUGAAUGAGAUAUAUAACGUAAUGCGAGCAUGUUGGCGACACGCCCCCGACGAACGGCCUUCGUUCCGCGUGCUUAAAGAAGAAUUGGCUCAAAUCGCUCACACCGUACUCGCUGAUUGACUGCGUCUUUUGCUCUGUUUGCUGCGUCCCACUCCGCCAGUAUCGCCUGGCAACCCUGGUAUUUCCACCCUCGGUAUACCCGGUAAUCCGGGUAUCGCGAGUAAUCCCGCUAUAAGUCUCGGUUUACCCGGUAUUUCCAGCAAUUCUGGUGUAGCGAAUAAUCCCGUUCCCAGCGACCUAAGCAUGCCCGCCAACUUCCUCAUCCCCAGUAUAGCCAGCCCCCUAAUUCCGGCAACUCCCGUCAGUCCCUCGACCCAACACCCGCUUACACUCCCACGCGCUCGCAGAGUACACGCAUCGCCUACGUAAGAAUAACUAUUAAGCAGUUACGCAGUCAAAUUAACCUUUAGCUAAUAAACGUUAAGUUUUCGGGUCCUUUUUGAAUUUAAAAUCUGACGGCAAAAAUAUUUUGAAAGCGCCCAAAGAUGCUCGAUUUUAAUAGAUGCGAUUUUAUAAACAAUGUUAUCAAAUGUCAUUGUAAAUUUUGACAAUUUACUUUUGGAGUACAGUAUUAUAUGAAGCUUCGCGCGCUCGACGUGAUUGGAUCUCGUUAUCAAUUUAUUGAAUCUCAGUUAUGUGAAGAUGUGGUUUUCACAUUUGUAUGAAAAUUCUAAAUGUUCGAUCUGAAUUUGAACAGCCAAGUUUUUAUAAAAACAAUUGUCAAACUCAUUGAAUUUUGUCAAUUAAUCAAUGAAUGAUUGACAAUUGGAUGAUGUUUAAUCCGAUAAUGUUGAGAAAGGCGUUCCUCGUACGUCUCUCAAGACGUCACACUUAGCGCCGUCUCAUUUCUGAAUAUCACCCUUUCGGUAUACAGAGUUGCUGCUUAGAGUUAAGUAUCUGUGUGUCACAAACAGUGUUCGGCACACGGGUCUCGCAGCUAAGUCUCAAUGCGGAGUCUAACUAAUGAUGUAAUUUUAAAAGCCACACCCGAUUUUGUAUAAAGGACUUAUGUAUAUAUGUUAUUUUACGCGUAAAUUUUGGUGACAACAAAUUGUUUUCUCUAAUACUGGCCGUCCACUGCCUCUCAGCAAACUUGAUUUCAAAGUAUAAAUACUCAUAUAUAUAGCUUCUAGUCGCCAUUUUUAGCGUUUUCAUUCACUUAAUAAUAAAUCAGCUCAAAUAAUGUACAUUAACCAUAUCAUUAAAUUAACUGUAUAUAGUUAGUAUUGUAUAUUGAUUGUGUUUGGAAUAAUUUGUUUGUAUAACAUUCCUUUAUUGUUACGAAUAAUGCAAGUACAAAUUCGCUACUAGUAAAAGUAAAGGGUUCUCAAAACAAAAUAGGCGAAUGUUGGAUACCUGUUAAAACGGAGAAUUCUUCUGACAGACAUACAAAAACUUAAAAAAAUCAAUUCGAAGUUUUGUAGCCAUGUCAUGUUAUUAAUUAAAUAAAAAGAGUAAUAAUUACUAGGAAAACACCCCUUUCAGCAAAUCUUAAUUACUAUAUUUACUAAAUAGUAUAAGUAGCCGCUCAUAAUGAAAGACUCUACUUAGUGACUCUACUACUCACUCUCUAGAAACUAGUAGUGAAUUACAGAGGACUUAGCACGAACGUUUUGAUAGUUUCGUCAAUUGCGAUAUUCAUAUACGCUAUGAUAAAGUAUAUUUAAAAGCUGGAAAUCUUUCAAUUUUUAUAUCGAACGAUUGCUUCCGUUCACUUCCAAAUACCAUAGAGCGCUUUUCCAUAGACAUUUAUAUUACGAUAGCUAUACACUUAUUCGUGCUAAGACCUUUGGACAUAGCGUACACAUCGUACUGAUUAAUUAUGGCGUCAUUUUUAAGGACCUAGUCAUAUUUUAGAUGAAUUAAGUAUUCGGUAUUACGUUUUGGGUGGGAUCUCACGUACUGUUCAAAUGAGAAUAGAAACGUCAAGUAAAAUGUCAAUUGUCAAUUGUCACUCGAUUAAAAUAAUACUUGGCAUUGCAUAACGGUGUUGUCAGACUUUUAACGCAUUUUAGUAUAAAUUAACGAUCCUAUUCUUAUUUGAAUAGAAUGAAUAUCAGCGAAUUAAGUACAUAUUAAGAAAUAGGGUCAAUUUUAUUAAUAAUGAUCGGCUGAAAUAUGGGAAAAAUUCUAAGCGUUGAAGUGAUUUUUUAUAUAGAUUGAAGUGGUUAACUAUAACGCGGGUGGAACGGACCGCUGCUGUUGAAUUCUAAAUUAAUUGUUAUAUUGAUCCAGGGGCGCUACAACCCCCUGGAUUAUUAAUACAUGGGUGUACAAUUUUGUUUCAUAGACAAUUAGGUGAUCACCCUUGUGUCUGACAGAUGUCGGGUUAAGGAUUUGAGACAUGCCAUUUAUGAUGUUUUCCUUUACCGAGUGUAAGACAUAGAAAGUCUAUUGGUGCAAAUCCCAGAACCUGAAAGAUGGGAGAGCCUGAAGUCUAUGUCAACACUGCUUUGCAAUUAAAUAAUAUAUAUAAAACACUUAUAUUGGCUAGUUACAGUAUCUGUAUGUUUAAAUAGUGGAUUUUUUAUUUUUUGUAUACAUAUUUUGAUAUUGUACAACAUUUACUUCAAUGCAAAAAUUCUCCAUACAAUUUGUAUACUUUCAUUCGUUGCUAUUCGAUAUAUUUUUGGACUUCGUUUAGUUUAAAAUAGAUGCUUUCAUUUAGUUCCAACCCACCCACAGAGCGCUGCUCAUUUUUCCAUACAAUAUUGUAUCAUUACCAUUCUAUAUACACGAACUGAAAUGUCAAAAUAAUCAUGAACGUAAAACAUAAGUAUUAUUGAAUUAACGGCAACGGUCCUUAUACGCUCUCGGCCUCAUAAAACGUGAACCAAACAUAGACCGAAAUUACGACCGACCCAAAUUACGGUAACCAUGGUAACGCGGCACGUUUGAUCUACGUUUUAUAAUAGGCCCGUUUGUGAUUUGUUUAUUAUACUCUUCGACUGAUUAUAUUUUAUAUUACUAGUCUGAUUUGAGUUGGAAUUUACGGCGACAAUUGAUUGUUCCUGUAUGAGAAAAUGUGGAGGUUUGGCCUCGCAGUCAAAGGACUAAUGACUGUAUAUUCCGAAUACAUAUUAGAUUUAUGCUUUUUGUAAAAUUUAUUAGUACAAUACCAUUUAAGUGCUAUGUUGUAUAACAAUAGUGUUUGCUUUGUACAGCGGUUUAUUUGUAUACCUAUUUUGUAAAAUUUAAA
Pieris brassicae (large cabbage white) is the source of this 5105-nucleotide messenger RNA. It is a transcript of the gene Btk29A, whose product is annotated as tyrosine-protein kinase Btk29A. NCBI's taxonomy places the organism in Eukaryota, Metazoa, Arthropoda, Insecta, Lepidoptera, Pieridae. Gene Ontology annotation, molecular function: non-membrane spanning protein tyrosine kinase activity; protein binding; ATP binding. Gene Ontology annotation, biological process: intracellular signal transduction; peptidyl-tyrosine autophosphorylation. Bases 5 to 1966 code for a protein of 653 amino acids. The record is from RefSeq and is a predicted model, not a curated record. The transcript has 16 exons.